This is a messenger RNA of Sphaeroforma arctica JP610, 765 nucleotides long. RefSeq lists its product as hypothetical. The coding region runs from base 121 to 765 and encodes 214 amino acids. The record is from RefSeq and is a predicted model, not a curated record. The transcript has a single exon. Lineage: Eukaryota; Ichthyosporea; Ichthyophonida.
GUAUAUGAGAUUCAUGACCGUCCAAGAUAGCCAAGUUUUUGCUACAUCGUGCACUUGUUCGGAAACACAAUCAUCCAUACAUGUGCAUACACACUUGUGCACACAUGUUCUGCUCAUUAGAUGAUGGCGACGGGAGCUUCUUCUGACUUUGAGGAGAAAAGGGCACGACUUGCAGCCUUGAGAGAAAAGAUUGAUAGAAACCAAAUAACCCCUAAUAUUGGUCUUGCAAAUAGAGGUACUACGAUUAUACCCGAUUUGAAUAAUAUAAAGACACUUGGAAGUAGUCUAGAUAGUUUGUCACGUACAAAAUCUAGUGAUCCCAAUUUGUUAAGAAAUCAAAGCUCGAACGAACAAACACAGCAGAGUGUUUAUGAUAAAAACAGACGGCAAGAACAACAGCAGAGGGAAUAUAUAGAUCGACAACGACAGCAGCAGCAGUUGUAUGACCAAUACCAACAACACCAAAGCCAAAACUACAUUCAAACCAGUUUGUAUCAACAACAACAACAGCAAUACAAUCAACAACACCGCGUACCACAGGCACAACAACAACAACAACAGCAACCCCGUAAAAGUAGCAGUAAUACACAGCUGUAUUCCAAUAUGAAUCCCAUGCAGUCGCAGAAACAACAAUACCUGCAGAAGGCACAGGCACAGUUAGGUUAUCAGACCAGAGAUCCAAGUAGUGGCAGUGUAGGUGCAUCCUUGCACGCAGGAAGUCAGGGCGGACAACUGUACCAGCAAGGUAUGUCUUACGAUAUCUAA